UUUGCGCAUCGAUCCUGGCACCUUUUGUCCCUCGCCAUGUGACGGUCGCCGUCGCCACGUGACCGGCGAUGCCGCCCGGGCUACGCAAGCCAGCCGCACAGGAGGAGAGUGGAUGCCCUUUGCCUCCCUAUCGCUCCUCCGUGCACCCGCCGCUGCGCACGGCGCUGGCCUCGCACCCGCGGAGUGGAUCCACUUGGUUAAGAUUCUUGCUGGAGCGCUCCUCGGGCCAAGCGUGCGGCUUCGAAGAUCCGGGUUGGGCCAAUGUCUUGCCACACGUGGGCGGCGUCGAAGGGAAGCCGCAGAUGGUGAACCAGGAAGGCUUGGUGGUGAAGACUCACAGCAUUUGCUACGGCUGCUGGUUGGGCGCGCCGCCGUGGAAGCGGCAAAGACUGAAGAACACAACGCUCACACGACCUGAAGCCUUGCAGUUCUUAGGACCGCCUUUGCUGGACGAACUGGAACGGAUCGGGAACUGUUUGGUGUUCCCACCGUCCACGCUGGAGAUGAUGAUCCGGGCUUUGAAGGGAAAGACGCCUGCUCAGCGGAAGCAGGGCCUGCCAAACCCGGUGUACUGUCACGUCACGUAUGACCGAGCAGUCGUACUGAUUCGAGAUCCACUCGAUGUGUUCAGGUCGAACUACCACUACCGAACCAAGGUCUUGAGCGCCUUGAAGAGCGGCACUUGGAGUCGUGCGGACCACAUGUUUGCACGGGAACGAGCACAAGCCUACAUGAACUUCUACCGCGGCUGGCGAGACUUCGUGGAAGCGCGUCGGCAAGAGUCAUGGCUUCAUGAUGGGAUGAAUCCGGGGGGGAUGCUGGUGUACUACGAACGUUUGAAGGCGCAGCCAGCCUAUGAAGUGCAGCGGAUCUUGCAGUUCCUGCAAGUGGAGGUGUCGAAGGAGAAGUUGGACUGUGCCGUGCAGCAGUCGACCAUGGACAAGCUUCAGGAGAAGGGGAACGACCGUGGGCACGACCGCGUGGAGUCCAAGAGCUUCUUCGGGUCGCGGAACACCACGGAGGCGCAGGAGAACUUGACCUAUCCGCUUCCGUUGCUGCGCCGCUUCGAGAACAUGAAGCUCUUCGAGUUUGCCACCUCCAUGGGCUACAUCUCGUAUACCAGCCUUGAAGCUGCCCAGGACUUGGCUGAGCGGCAAGUGCCCAGCGAGAUUCAGGCCCCUUCGAUGCCUUGGCAGGAGGUCAAGGUGGAGCAGGCUCACCCUGCAGCGGAGCUGCCGGAUGUGCCAAGCUCAGCGGAACUGGCGGAGGAGCUGCCGGAUGUGCCAAGCCCAGCGGAACUGGCGGAGGAGCCGCGCCCUGGGCAAGGUCUUCUAAGUCUUCAACGCAUGGACGCGGGAGCAGCGGGAUGGCUGAACGAGAGGCCGAUGUCUCUCGUCCAGUCGGGCAUGUUUGGCUUGCUGAUGGGCAUUCUUUGCCUCAUGAUCCUUUCUCGACUCUGGCGCGCGCGGAACGCCAAGCAAAUGCACUCCGUUUGACUUCCCGGGACACCGCGCUGAAGAGCGGCGCGGCUGGGGUCAGACCGCAGGAGUUGUCCCCCAAAAAAGGCGGG
Molecule: messenger RNA, 1570 nt
Organism: Durusdinium trenchii
Lineage: Eukaryota; Dinophyceae; Suessiales; Symbiodiniaceae
Source: the annotation of a GenBank genome assembly